Messenger RNA from Drosophila willistoni, 744 nucleotides. It is a transcript of the gene Cpr47Eb, whose product is annotated as larval cuticle protein 65Ag1. Gene Ontology annotation, molecular function: structural constituent of chitin-based larval cuticle. NCBI's taxonomy places the organism in Eukaryota, Metazoa, Arthropoda, Insecta, Diptera, Drosophilidae. Gene Ontology annotation, cellular component: chitin-based extracellular matrix. The transcript has a single exon. The record is from RefSeq and is a predicted model, not a curated record. Bases 34 to 627 code for a protein of 197 amino acids.
UCUAACCGGGAACAACACACUCACUCUCGCAUAAUGGUGAAAUUUGUAUUAGUUACCGUCUUGGCUCUGGUGGGCAGCACCUUUGCGGCCAGCAUUGGUCAAUCGGUCACCACGGAGAAACAUGAAGUUAUUCCUCUGUUGAAAUUUGAGACCGAAAAGGAACCAAAUGGCAAUUUCCACUUCAGCUAUGAGGGAGGCGAUGGAAGUUCUCGUCAAGAGCAGGGUGUCAUAGAAAAUGCAGGCACUGAUGAAGAGGCUUUGGAAGUAUCUGGUUCAUAUCGUUAUAUCGAUGCCGAUGGCCAGGAAAUCGAAGUCCACUAUACGGCUGGCAAAAAUGGUUUCGUACCCAUUGGCACUAAUAUUCCCCAUUCGAUUUCGGCCUUGGCCAAGGCUGCUGCUGAUUUGCCACAAGUAUCCGAGGAGGAAGAUCUGAAAGCCAGACGUAAGGCUCGCUCCAACGAUGAGAAGACCAAGAAGGGUGAAAAACAUGAGAAGAACGAGAAAAAGGAGAAGAACGAAAAAGUAGAGAAGAUUGAGAAGGCUGAAAAGACUCAUGAUGUGCAUGAGAAAUCUCAUGCUGUCCAUGAGAAGUCUCAUGAUAUUCCCGUCAAAGUUGUCGGCCAUUAGUUCGCCAUUUAGUUUAAACGAAAUUUAAUUUAAGUAUUAUUACAAUUUAAUUUUCUCUGUAUGUAUUUUUGUUCAAGAACUGGUUAGACCAAUAAAUGAUUCUUCAUCUAAAAACGA